Sapajus apella (tufted capuchin) is the source of this 1068-nucleotide messenger RNA. Its product is annotated as NKG2-D type II integral membrane protein. Bases 197 to 850 code for a protein of 217 amino acids. Gene Ontology annotation, cellular component: external side of plasma membrane. Gene Ontology annotation, molecular function: signaling receptor activity. The transcript is spliced from 8 exons. Gene Ontology annotation, biological process: positive regulation of natural killer cell mediated cytotoxicity. NCBI's taxonomy places the organism in Eukaryota, Metazoa, Chordata, Mammalia, Primates, Cebidae. The record is from RefSeq and is a predicted model, not a curated record.
AUAUUUGUCAUAUCUUUCUCAAAGAUAAAAAUUUACUGAGUAUCUCUACUUUCAAUUCGAGAUCAGGAACUCGGGACAUGUCUAAACUUUCUAGUUUUACAGAAGGCUUUUAUCCACAAGAAUCGAGAUCAUCCCUUUCUGAGCAGGAAUCCUUUGUGGAUUGAAGACUUUAGAUUCUUCUCUGAGGUAGAAUUAUAUGAUGGGGUGGAUUCGUGGUCGGAGGCCUCGUCACAGCUUGGAGAUGAGUGAAUUUCAUAAUUAUAACUUGGAGCUAACAAAAAGUGAUUUUUCAACACGACGGCAAAAGCAAAGAUGUCCAGUAAUCAAAAGCAAAUGUAGAGAAAACUCAUCUACACUUUUUUUCUGCUGUUUCAUUGCUGUAGCUAUGGGAAUCCGUUUCAUUGUUAUGGUAACAAUAUGGACUGCCGUAUUCCUAAAUUCAUUAUUCAACCAAGAAGUUCAAGUUCCCUUGACCGAAAGUUACUGUGGCCCAUGUCCUAAAAACUGGAUAUGUUAUAGAAAUAACUGCUACCAAUUUUUUAAUGAGAAUAAAAACUGGUAUGAGAGCCAGGCUUCUUGUAUGUCUCAAAAUGCCAGCCUUCUGAAAGUAUACAGCAAAGCGGAACAGGACUUUCUUAAACUGGUGAAGUCAUAUCACUGGAUGGGACUAGUAUACAUUCCAACAAAUGGAUCUUGGCAGUGGGAAGAUGGCACCAUUCUCUCACCCAACCUAUUAACAAUAAUUGAAAUGCAGAAGGGAGACUGUGCAGUCUAUGCCUCAAGCUUUAAAGGCUACACAGAAAACUGUUCAAGUCCAAAUACCUACAUCUGCAUGCAGAAGACUGUGUAGGGAUGAUCAAUCAUCUCAGUAAAAGCCAGGAACAAUGAAGGGAUUAUACCGGUGGAAACACUGCCAACUGAGACUAAAGGAAACGAAGAAAACAGGACAAAAUGACAAAAGACUGUCAGACUUCUUAGACUCCACCGGACCAGACCAUAGACCAAUUCCAAUGCAAACGUGCAUGAUUCUCCAAGACAAAAGAGUAAAGAUCCCCAAGGCAAUUCCUC